AUGGCAGCAACCCAGAACCUCAAAGAUCUCCAAUGGGUUCUGCAAUCCCUCAAAUCCGAAGGUCUCAACCUACAAAACAUCUCCUUCUACCUUUCACAACCCUCUUCUGGUUGCUACCAAGAAACCGAGAACUCCAUGAACAUAAACAUUUCAAAAGACAGCCUCUCUUACUUUUCACAGUUCCUCACAGUUUUAGGAACAUCCAAAGCAACCCAGUUGUCUCUAAGAAACUUGGAGUUCCACCAGAUCGAAUGGGAGCUCCAACAACUGCGUGAUCUCGCUGUGUUACUUGAGUGCAACUCAAACAUCAAGCUAGUCAUGUUUCGGAGAAACAGAUUCGGAAGAGAAUGCAUAUCAGAGCUAUCAGAAGUUCUGAAGAGAAAUGGAGUUAUCAAAGAGGUAAUGUUUACUGAAUCAAAUGUUGGGUCUGUUGGAGCUGCAUUUCUUGCUUCUGCUCUCAAAAUGAAUGAUAGCUUGGAAGAGUUACAGAUAUGGGAAGACUCCAUUGGCUCCAAGGGAGCAGAGGAGCUCUCAAAGAUGAUUGAAGUGAACUCAACACUGAAGCUGUUGACAAUAUUUGACUCGAAUUCGAUCACUGCAACCCCACUUAUCUCUGCAGUUUUAGCAAGGAAUAGAGCAAUGGAAGUUCAUGUUUGGAGUGGAGAAAAUGGCGAAAAGAGUUCUAAGGUGGUUGAGUUUCUACCUGAAAACAGCACACUGAGAAUUUACAGGCUGGACCUUUCAGGUGCAUGCAGGGUUGCCUGCGCUCUUGGCUGGAACUCAACUGUCAAGUCACUUGACAUGACUGGAGUGCGGUUGAAGUCAAGAUGGGCCAAGGAGUUUCGAUGGGUUUUGGAACAAAACCAGAGCCUCAAAGAGGUAAACUUGUCGAAAACUUGCCUGAAAGACAAGGGAGUCAUAUAUGUAGCAGCUGGACUAUUUAAGAACCAGAGUUUGGAGAGCUUGUAUUUGGAUGGAAACAGAUUUGGAGGUAUAGGAGUUGAGCAUUUACUCUGUCCUUUGAGCCGGUUUUCUGCUCUGCAAUAUCAAGCAAACAUUACUUUAAAGUCUGUGACAUUUGGAGGUGGAAGAACAAAGAUUGGAAGGGAGGGACUUGCAGCCAUUUUACAGAUGCUGACAUCCAAUGAGACUUUGACUCGGUUGGGGAUAUAUGAUGAUGAGAGUUUAAGAUCAGAUGAUUUUGUCAAAAUUUUCAGGAGCUUGGAGAAGAAUGCCUCCUUGAGACACUUGUCUUUACAGGGCUGCAAGGGUGUUCAAGGAGAGUUGCUUCUGCAGACAAUCAUGGAUACAUUACAGGUAAAUCCUUGGAUUGAAGAUAUCGAUCUUUCGAGAACACCACUGCAAACUUCAGGAAAGACUGAUGGGCUGUAUCAAAGAUUGGGUCAGAAUGGUAAGGCAGAACCCGAAACAGAUUUGCUCAAGGACAUGCCACUGACAGUACCAAAGAGCUGUAGGGUAUUUUUCUGUGGGCAAGAAUAUGCAGGUAAGACUACAUUAUGCAAUACAAUACUGCAGAGUUUCUACUCAUCAAAGCUUCCCCUCGUGGACCAAGUAAGAUCUCUAGUAAACCCAGUUGAGCAAGCAGUUAGAUCAGUUGGAGUGAAGAUCAAAACAUUCAAAGAUGACGACACGAAGAUUUCGAUAUGGAAUCUUGCUGGUCAGCAUGAAUUCUAUUCCCUCCAUGAUCUCAUGUUUCCGGGGCAUGGGAGUGCAUCAUUCUUUCUCGUAGUGUCCAGUCUAUUUAGGAAAACAAACAAUAGAGAGCCAAAGACUGCAACGGAGAUAGAAGAGGACCUCCAGUACUGGCUCAGGUUCAUAGUGUCAAAUUCAAAAAGAGCAGUUCAGCAAUGCAUGCUACCAAAUGUGACAAUCGUGCUCACGCACUAUGACAAAGUCAAUCAACCAUCACAGAACUUGCAGGAUGCAGUAAACUCAAUCCAAAGAUUGCGAGACAAGUUCCAGGGAUUUGUUGACUUCUACCCAACAGUGUUCACAGUUGAUGCAAGAUCAUCAGCAUCAGUGAAUAAACUCACCCAUCACAUUCUAAAGACAAGCAAGACGGUUCUUCAGAGAGUCCCAAGAAUCUAUCAGCUCUGCCAUGACCUUAUGCAAAUGCUAUCAGACUGGAGAUCAGAGAACUACAACAAGCCAGCCAUGCAGUGGAAGGAGUUUGAUGAGCUAUGCCAAGCCAAGGAUCCAUCCUUAAGAAUUCGGUCAAGACAUGAUAAUAGACCGAAGAUGGAAAUGAGGCGACGAGCUGUAGCUACUUGCCUUCAUCACAUAGGAGAGUUGAUAUAUUUUGAUGAACUGGGGUUUCUAAUCUUGGAUUGUGAGUGGUUCUGUGGUGAGGUUCUUGGCCAACUAAUAAGACUAGAUGUAAGAAAGCGAAGCUCCUCAGAGAAUAAUGGAUUCAUCAGCAGGAAAGAUUUCGAGAAGAUUCUUAGAGGAAGUCUACAGAGUCCAAUUCCUGGGAUGGGUUCAAAGAUAUUUGAUAACUUAGAGACUAGUGACCUUGUGAGGAUGAUGCUUAAACUCGAACUGUGUUACCAACAGGACCCAUCAGACCCUGAUUCAUUGCUAUUCAUUCCCUCACUUCUUGAAGAAGGCAGAGGGAAGCCACAAAGAUGGCCAUUUAGCAGACCUGAAUGCAUUUUUGCAGGCAGACAUCUUGAAUGUGAUGAUUCAAGCCACAUGUUCCUCACACCGGGCUUCUUUCCUCGACUACAGGUGCAACUGCAUAACAAAGUCAUGGCCUUGAAGAACCAACAUGGAGCAACUUACAGUCUUGAGAAGCACCUGAUCUCUAUAAACAUUAAUGGAAUCUACAUCAGAGUUGAAUUGGGAGGACAGCUUGGUUACUAUAUCGAUGUUCUAGCAUGCUCCACCAAGAACCUGACAGAAACACUUAGAGUCAGCCAGCAGCUUAUAAUACCAGCAAUUCAUAGCCUCUGUCAUGGCAUCACCUUGACUGAAAACGUGAUACGGCCAGAAUGUGUCCGUAACCUCACACCUCCAAGAUGCAGGAAAACACAAUGCGUUUCAUUGCAACAACUGAAACAUGCAUUGCUUUCUGUUCCUGCAGACAGCAUGUAUGAUUACCAGCACACAUGGGAUCCAAUCUCAGAUUUCGGAACACAAAUAAUGGGAGCUGGUUUUGACUUUGCCCGAGACCUCCUAUCAGAAGAUGACUUCCGAGAAGUACUGCACCGCAGAUAUCAUGACCUAUACAACCUUGCUCAAGAACUGGAAAUCCCACCUGAUAAUACAGAUGGAGCAGAGAACACAAUAUCCACCAGUGAUGAGCUUGCAACAGUUGAACCAACUAUUGGUGGAAUUGCCAAAGGGGUUGAAGUAGUUCUGCAGAGACUGAAGAUCAUUGAGCAAGAAAUCAGAGACUUGAAACAGGAGAUCCAAGGUUUGAGAUAUUAUGAGCAUAGACUCCUCUCUGAGCUUCACCGCAAAGUGACCUACCUUGUGACCUACAAUGUCCAAAUUGAAGAGAGGAAAGUGCCCAACAUGUUCUACUUUGUCAGAACAGAAAACUACUCUAGGAGAUUGAUCACCAACAUGGUUCCUGGAAUGAAUGCUAUUCGACUCCACAUGUUAUGUGAAUUCCGAAGAGAAAUGCAUGUUGUGGAAGAUCAGAUAGGGUGUGAAAUGAUGCAGGUUGAUAACACAACCGUGAAGUCCUUAGCACCAUACACCACAAAGUUCAUGAAACUGCUGACAUUUGCUCUCAAGAUAGGAGCUCAUCUAGCUGCUGGGAUGGGUGAAAUGAUACCUGAUUUGAGUAGGGAAGUUGCGCACCUGGCCGAUUCUUCCCUCUUAUAUGGAGCAACAGGCGCAGGAGCAGGGACAGCAGUUGCAGCAGGAGUUAUCGGAGCUGCAGCAAUUGGGCGUAUGAACAGAAGCAGGACUGCAGAAGGCUCAAGAGAUAUCCAGCAAGAUCUAAGAACAGCACAGCAGUGGGUUCUGGAUUUCUUGAGGGAGCGGAGAUGCUCAACUGGAAAAGAUAUUGCAGAGAAGUUUGGCUUAUGGAGAGUGAGGUACCAAGACGAUGGCCAGAUUGCAUGGAUCUGUAGGAGGCAUAUCAACCUCAGAGCACAUGAAGUAAUAGAAGUGCCACUUUGAUGCUAUGAAACUAUCUAAUAUGGUUGGGAUAAACAAAUGUCUGUAUUCUCUAUUUCUCUUUGGUGUUAUGAUGUACAAUUUUUCUUAUUAUGAUGUGCAAUGAAGUCUUCCCUC
Messenger RNA from Fragaria vesca subsp. vesca, 4266 nucleotides. RefSeq names its product protein TORNADO 1-like. The record is from RefSeq and is a predicted model, not a curated record. The transcript has 3 exons. The coding region runs from base 1 to 4152 and encodes 1383 amino acids. NCBI's taxonomy places the organism in Eukaryota, Viridiplantae, Streptophyta, Magnoliopsida, Rosales, Rosaceae. Gene Ontology annotation, molecular function: protein binding.